UUGAAUGAACUGCUUGUGAGGCCAGACACGACAGCACUAGCAGCAAUUUCAAAGGCAGGAAGCGGCUGUAACAAUAUGAGCCUCUGGCAUUUCUGGAUGUGACGCUCUUUGAACAGGGUACUUGGUAGUGCUGUUGCAUCUCUCCUGUCCACUGACUGCAGGGCCCCUCUUACCAGGAUUCUAGAGGAGGGAUAAGUGAUGCUGCAGUCUCUUUGGCAUUUUUUUUCUUGCCUUUUUUCAAAGGCUACGUGUCAAGGCCCCUCUGAAGCAAAAGAGAAUGAGGCAAAGGAACCCCCAGCUCCCAGUUCUGAGGACCUGGGCCCAAAGACAUUGGGGGACCCGGUCAGCAAAGCUGCCAGUCCCUCUGAAAGGAGACCCACUAUUCUGCUGGUAGUUGGACCCGCAGAGCAUUUUACACAGAAAAUUGUAAAAGCCGGAGAUAAGGACCUGGAUGGCCAGCUGGAUUUUGAGGAGUUUGUUCACUAUCUCCAAGACCAUGAAAAGAAACUGAGGCUGGUUUUCAAAAGUUUAGACAAAAAGAAUGAUGGUUGCAUUGAUGCACAGGAGAUCAUGCAGUCCCUUCGGGAUCUGGGAGUCAAGAUCUCUGAACAGCAGGCAGAGAAAAUCCUCAAGAGAAUAAGGACUGGGCACUUCUGGGGUCCUGUCACCUACAUGGAUAAAAAUGGGACGAUGACCAUAGACUGGAACGAAUGGCGUGACUAUCACCUCUUGCACCCCGUAGAGAACAUUCCAGAGAUUAUUUUGUACUGGAAGCAUUCAACGAUCUUUGAUGUGGGAGAGAAUCUGACCGUGCCGGAUGAGUUCACAGUGGAAGAGAGGCAGACUGGGAUGUGGUGGCGACACCUGGUUGCCGGGGGAGGUGCCGGAGCCGUGUCAAGAACAUGUACUGCUCCUUUGGACCGCCUAAAAGUGAUCAUGCAGGUCCAUGCGUCUCGCAGCAACAACAUGUGCAUUGUUGGAGGCUUUACCCAGAUGAUUAAAGAGGGCGGCCCGAGGUCACUUUGGCGAGGGAACGGCAUCAAUGUCUUGAAGAUCGCUCCAGAAUCAGCUAUCAAGUUCAUGGCCUACGAACAGAUCAAGCGGUUCAUUGGCACUGACCAGGAGGUGCUGAGGAUUCACGAGAGGCUGGUGGCAGGUUCCUUGGCAGGAGCCAUUGCGCAGAGCAGCAUCUAUCCCAUGGAGGUCCUGAAGACACGGAUGGCCCUGCGCAAAACAGGGCAGUACUUGGGGAUGCUGCACUGCGCGAAGAACAUCCUCGCCAAGGAAGGCAUGGGCGCUUUCUACAAAGGCUACGUCCCUAAUAUGCUGGGAAUCAUUCCGUACGCUGGGAUUGACCUCGCUGUAUACGAGACGUUAAAAAACAGCUGGCUGCAACGUUAUGCUGUGAAUAGUGCUGACCCCGGGGUGUUCGUUCUGUUGGCCUGCGGUACCAUCUCUAGCACCUGUGGGCAGUUGGCCAGCUACCCUCUCGCCUUGGUACGGACACGAAUGCAAGCUCAAGCUUCGAUUGAGGGCGCGCCCCAGGUGACCAUGAGUGGCCUCUUCAAACAUAUCCUGAAGACGGAGGGAGCGUUUGGCCUCUACAGGGGCUUGGCCCCCAACUUCAUGAAGGUCAUCCCAGCUGUGAGCAUCAGCUACGUGGUCUACGAGAACUUGAAGAUGACUCUGGGGGUGCAGUCCCGGUGACCACGUGGCGUCUGGACCCCUUGAACUCUUAACACUACCUUGGGGCUGCGACCCCAGGGUGUUCGGCCAUUUCAUUCUGUGAAUGUGUUGAUUGACACUAAGCUGAUCGAGCCAAGCUGUGAAAAUCCCAGAUGGGGUUGUGUUGUGGGGUGGAGCAGGAGGGCCUUGGGCCUUUCCGCUGCGUUGCUGCCACCAGAGCUGUGUGCUUGAGCUGUCAUCAGGCAAUCCUCCCUGCAUGCGAGGGACCAAACUGGGAAUCCAAGGGAAAAAAAUGUCUUGAGAUGUCAAUGCUGGCCUAGCUCCUAGCACAGCAGAGGAGGGAGAUGAGCACAGCUCUCCUCUUGCGAGUCUCGGAGCUGGAGAAUGUAUCCCCUUCCAACUUGCUUGAAAGAGCUUCUUUCCGUUGAGUUGUUCAACUCCUCCUACCCAUGGCUUUAAGUCGACACAACACCUUGCCGUGGAGUAGGAACGGCUGCUGGGCCAGAAAUUACUUUGCUGUUUACAAACUUUCCUUUUGGGUAGGAGCAGUUCAUGUUCUACUUCAAAAUCCUUGACACUGCAAUGUAACUUAACAAACAAACCAAGACUCUGAGGGCAAAGCCGAAGCCGAGCGUUACUUUUAAGGCUAGCUGGGCGGAGCUGAAAGGCUUUUAUUUUUGUAGGUCUGAUUUGAGCGUGUGUCCCUCUAAAACUGCUAACGAGAUGCACUUAAUAAUGGAAGCAGCAGCCACCGAGAGCCUGCAUGUCCGUCUUUGCAUGCCAGAGAGGCUUGUCUCUUCAACGGGGGCAGCUGGGAGGGCUUUGGGCAACCUGGCGCCGUUGGGAGCUGUGCUGCUUUGGACCCACCUUUGCACCUGAGUCCAGCGCAGCACUGGUGGGUAGCAGCGGCUGACAGAAAGUCACCUUCGCUCCCCAUGUAGCAUUUUGCAUGGCGCUUUUGAACGCCGUCUGGCUGGGGGUUGUGGCGACCAAAUUCCUCUCUUUGAAAACCUGAGCCGUGGCUGCUUUAGAUCUACAUAGGUGGAUGCUAGAGUUUGCGUUAGGGUGGGUGGGGUGGUGGUGGACCUGGACUGAGGGGUAGGCAGUAGCGUCGCUGCGGGGGAAAUGGACAGGGUGAACUGACAGUGGGAAAGCAACCGCUUUUGUUGGGGAUUGGGAGAGGAGGCUUCUUGCGUCCCCUUCCUGCUUUUCAUCGGGAGAAGGGAAGGCGGGGGCUGCCAUAUCUCUGCCCUUACCAAGGGACCCUUGAGCCUGUCUCCCCAGACCUCUUGGGGAAUCCUCGUCCAACUUCGGGGCCAGCAUCACAUUCCAUGGUUUCGUUUUUACUGCUUAAAGCAUAUUUAUUUUGUAUUUAUUUGAAGGCAAAGAGUUAUUCUCAAACUAUUUUUAUAGACUUGUUUUAAAUAUAGUUACUGUGUCCUUGGUUUGCCUGUAUUAUUUUUUUUUUUUUGUAGAGGUUCUGUAUUUAUGUUCUUAAAAAACCGUUUUGCACGUUUAAGCAUGGCCUGAUUGAACUGCUGGUGGGGGAGGGCCCCUUCCAGAGGUCACGAGCGCUCAGUUCCCCCUUGUAUGAACUGGGACGCCUAGUCUUGCAACCGGGGUUGAUUGAGGCACUCAGUCGGUCAAGAGAAAAUUCCUUGUAGGAAAAAGCCUUAGGAGAGAAGGGGAUGUGGGGAUGGUGGGGGGACGGGACUUCGUUUUGAGGCAUGCCUUACCGUGGAAUCGCCUCACGUUUCGCCUCUUUAUUAGGGUGGGUGUUGGUUGAAGAACCACACGUUGUAUUUUUUUUUUUAAAGGGGGUCGGGGCGCCUUAAUAUAAUGAAAAGGGCUGGUUGGACUUGGGGCGAGACGCAGAAGAAGAAGGAAUCUCAGGGAGACAAAUGCCACAAGAUUCCCGUUUUCCUGGGGUGUGGAAGGAAAUCGCGCUCGGAGCUGAGCUGCUGCGGUUUUCUGUGCGGGUUCCUGAGGUCCUGCCAAACGGGGCCUGUUCCGGGGGCACGGGAAUGCGCUACGGUGGAGCUGUUAGCCCUGAAAGCCGCAGCAGCAGCAGCCUAUGUGGCCGUGCAACUGCUCCGUGCAUUGGAAGACGUGUGCCGCAUAGGGCAGCUUCUUUCCCCCACCCCCAACCUCCAUGGGGGUCCUCUGCUCUUUCGUUGGGAUGAUCCACGGCUGCUUGGGAAUAACUCCCCACUUGUCUCGAGUUCAUAUCUGGGUCAGUGACGUGACGCUUUACCUCUUCGCCCUUUCGUGAGUCACGAUAGCAAGGUGGACAACUUGAGGCUCUCCAGAUGUUUGGGCCUACAAGUCCCAGCAUCCCUCACCAUUGUCUAUGCUAGUAAGGGCUGAUGGGGGUUGUAGGCAACACAUCCGGAGGGCCACCAGCUUCCCUCCCUUGCCCCAUACCUCGGCAGCACCUUUCUACCAUUUGUGGCCUGAAGAGAGUAUUCCGAACGUAACAAAUCAGUGCAAAAUGAACUGUCUUUGACGCUGUAACUUGGAUUUAUGAAAAGCAAAUCUAAGAAAGCAAGAAGCCCUUGAUGGUAGGGGACAGUUUGCUAAUAAAGGUUUAUCAUGCUGAUGUA
Elgaria multicarinata webbii is the source of this 4289-nucleotide messenger RNA. RefSeq names its product solute carrier family 25 member 25 (gene SLC25A25). Gene Ontology annotation, biological process: ATP transport; transmembrane transport; ADP transport. Gene Ontology annotation, cellular component: mitochondrial inner membrane. The transcript has 11 exons. Gene Ontology annotation, molecular function: calcium ion binding; ATP transmembrane transporter activity. NCBI's taxonomy places the organism in Eukaryota, Metazoa, Chordata, Lepidosauria, Squamata, Anguidae. Bases 199 to 1707 code for a protein of 502 amino acids. The record is from RefSeq and is a predicted model, not a curated record.